GUUAAGCAACCCCCGGUUUGCUUUCAUGGCCGCUCUGUCCAGUUCUCACAGUCGAGCAGAGCUACUCUCUCUGAGUCUGAGCCAAUUGUUGAAGCACAGAGGCUCCACAGACCUAAACCUCCUUCCCUCAUCUCUCAGGUUCUUCUCCACUCAGAAAAUCAGGGGAAAACAUGGUGUUGAGAAUGAUGAAGAUAGUGAUGGUGGGGAAGAACUGGACGGGAGGAAAUUUAAACCAAAGAGAUCAUCUACAAAAACCAAGAGAGCUAAAUCCAUGGCGCGACUCAUCAAUACCAAGCCUUGGUCGCGUGACCUCGAGUCCUCUCUCGCUUCUCUCGCCCCCUCUCCAUCCAAGACCACCGUAGUCCAGACCCUCCACUUCAUUAAUUCCCUUCCGAAAGCUAUGCAAUUUUUUGACUGGGUGCAGAAAAUUGGGUUCACUCACGAUCAGCAGUCCUAUUUCUUCAUGCUAGAAAUCUUGGGUCGAGCUCGGAAUCUCAAUGUGGCGCGUAAUUUCUUGAAUUCAAUUGAGAGGAGGUCUAAUGGUGUGGUGAAACUGGAAGACAAGUUUUUUAAUAGCUUGAUUAGGAGUUACGGUCGAGCUGGUCUUUUUCAAGAAGCUUGUAAGGUUUUUGAGAUGAUGAAGGCCAUAGGUGUUUCGCCCUCUGUUUUCUCUUUUAAUAGUCUUUUGUUGAUUUUGCUUAAAAGGGGUAGGACUAACAUGGCCAAGAGUCUGUUUGAUGAAAUGCUCAAAACGUAUGGGGUUACCCCGGAUACAUAUACUUUCAAUAUUUUGAUUAGAGGGUUUUGCAAGAACUCAAUGGUUGAGGAAGGGUUUCGGUUUUUUAAGGAGAUGAGGAAAUUCAAUUGUGAUGCUGAUGUCAUUACCUACAAUACACUUGUCGAUGGAAUGUGCAGGGCUGGGAAGGUUAGGAUUGCUCAUAAUUUGGUGAAGGGUAUGGAUAAGAGAGAUGUGGAUUUGAGUCCUAAUGUUGUUACGUACACAACUUUGAUUAGAGGGUAUUGUAUGAAACAAGAGAUUGAUGCGGCUUUGGAUGUUUUCCGGGAGAUGGUUGAUCGAGGGCUCAAACCGAAUGAAAUUACAUAUAAUACUCUUGUUAAGGGGCUCUCUGAAGUGCAGGAAAUUGACAAGUUAAAAGAGUUAUUGGCAGGAAAGAUAGGUGGGGGAGUAUUUACUCCUGAUACUUGUACAUUCAACACAUUGAUGGAUGCACAAUGCAAUGCUGGAAACCUGAAUGAGGCCUUGAAGAUUUUUGAGAAGAUGUUGGAAUUGCAUGUCCAACCAGACUCAGCUUCAUAUAGUGCUUUGAUUCGCAAUUUGUGCCAGAAAGGGGAUUUUGAGAGAGCAGAGGAGUUGUUUGACGAACUAUCAGAAAAGGAGAUCUUGUUAAGGGAUCUAAGGUGUAGGCCUCUUGUCGCAGCAUUUAACCCCAUGUUUGAGUAUUUGUGUAGAAAUGGAAAAACCAUGAAGGCUGAGAAAGUGUUUAGGCAGCUGAUGAAAAGUGGAAAGCAAGAUCCUCCUUCUUACAAAACUCUGAUCAUGGGGCACUGUAGGGAAGCUACAUUCCAGGCUGGGUAUGAUCUCUUGGUCUUGAUGUUGAGGAGAGAUUUUGUGCCUGAUUAUGAGACCUAUCAAUCACUUAUUGAUGGCCUCUUGCAGAAAGGUGAACCCAUUCUUGCCUACCGGGCCCUAGAGUCAAUGCUGAAGAGCUGCCAUCUCCCUGCAACAUUUACAUUCCAUUCUGUACUUGCUGAACUUUUGAAGAGAAGUUGUGCCUCUGAAUCUGCUAGCUCUAUUUUGUUGAUGUUAGAGACACGUAUCAGACAAAACAUCUAUCUCUCGACACAAACUGUAAGAUUACUCUUUAGUUGUGGAAAGCGAGAUAAAGCAUACCAGAUUGUUGGGCUGCUCUAUGAUAAUGGUUUCAUGGUUGAGAUGGGGGAAUUGAUUGAUUUUCUUUUUCUGAGUAAAAGACUGUUUGAUGCAUAUAAAAUGUUGCUGUUUAGUCUGGAGAAGCAUCAAACUACUGAUGUUAAGAUGUGCAGCACAGUCAUAGAAGGCCUUUGUAAGAGCAAAAGACUUUGUGAAGCAUUUGCUUUGUACUAUGAAUUAGUGGAGAAGGGCAUUCAUCAACAACUAAGCUGCAUAGAAGAGUUGAGAAUUGCCUUACAUGCUGGGGGGAAAUUUGAGGAAGCCAACUUUGUAUCAAAGAGGUUGCAAACACACUGGCUGUCUGAUAACUCUGAACAAAUCAGCUCUGAGAUCCAUAGACAUCAAAGCAUGUACAAGCCUAAAGUAUGUAGACACAGGAAGGGAGUCUCAGAUGAGCGUUUCCUUAUCAGAUCAGGAGUCUCUUCGUUAGUUGCUCUCGUGUGCCUUCUUCAAUAUGUCGUACUUCAUUUCUUAGACAAUUCUGUAUUCAGUAACAUUUUAAUGCUUCAUGCAGUGGGUUUGGGGAUGCUGGAUGAUUUUUAUUAUGAGAUUCCAUUUGAAUGCAUGCGUUUGGUACUCGGUAUUAAGACAGAUUCAGUUGCACUUGCCCAAGAGAAUGGUUGGGGCAAAACCUUAGAUACCCUUUCUUCUUUGACACCAACCUCUCUCCAAGACCUUGCUAACCUUUCAUUUAUAUGCCCCUUUGUCAAAAGUCCUACAAUAUCUUCUGCAUAUUUUCCAAGUUCUUUGUUGUUAAACCUCCUGAAGAUGUUGAGAACUGACAAUAAUGGUGUCUCUAAGCACUAUCCUGUUCACAUAAGGCGCACUCCAACACCAGGCAAGGCAACAGUGCUUGCACUAGGCAAGGCCUUCCCCAAGCAGCUGAUUCCUCAAGAUUGCUUGGUGGAGGGUUACAUUCACGACACAAAAUGUGAAGAUGCAUCUAUUAAGGAGAAGCUGGAGCGAUUGUGUAAAAUUACAACUGUGAAGACAAGAUACACAGUCAUGUCCAAGGAUAUCCUAGACAAAUACCCUGAACUAGCAACUGAGGGCUCGCCAACAAUCAAGCAGAGGCUGGAAAUAGCUAACCCUGCAGUUGUGGAGAUGGCCUUAGAAGCAAGCAUUGCUUGCAUCAAGGAAUGGGGAAGGCCUGUAGAAGAUAUAACUCACAUUGUCUAUGUUUCAUCCAGCGAGAUACGCUUGCCUGGUGGUGACCUUUACCUUGCUAGCCAGCUUGGUCUGAGGAGUGACGUUGGCCGUGUAAUGCUAUACUUUCUUGGCUGUUAUGGCGGUGUUACUGGCCUCAGAGUUGCCAAGGACAUAGCAGAAAACAACCCAGGAAGCCGAGUUCUGUUAACAACUUCAGAAACGACCAUACUUGGUUACCGGCCCCCAAACAAGGCACGCCCCUAUGAUCUUGUAGGUGCUGCACUUUUUGGUGAUGGAGCUGCAGCUGCUAUAAUUGGUACCAACCCAUUAACAAGAACAGAGUCUCCCUUCAUGGAACUGCACUAUGCAGUUCAACAAUUUCUUCCAGGGACACAGAAUGUCAUCGAUGGGCGCCUCUCUGAAGAGGGCAUACAUUUCAAGCUUGGGAGAGACCUCCCACAAAAGAUCGAUGAGAACAUCGAGGACUUCUGCAAAAAACUCAUGUCAAAGGCAGGUUUGAAAGAAUUCAAUGACCUGUUUUGGGCUGUCCAUCCUGGAGGACCGGCUAUACUGAACCGGCUAGAGAUCACUCUUGAGUUGAACGCUCAGAAGCUUGAAUGCAGCAGAAGAGCUCUCAUGGACUAUGGAAAUGUUAGCAGUAACACAAUUUUCUAUGUAAUGGAUUACAUGAGGGAAAAGUUGAAGAGAGAUGGAAGUGAAGAAUGGGGACUUGCUUUAGCAUUUGGUCCUGGAAUUACCUUUGAAGGCAUUCUUGUUCGUAGCCUAUAAAUGUACUUGCUGGGGGCAACAAAAUUGUUUUUUAUGCUGCAUUUGAAUUUAAAAUCAAGUAGUUUUUUCUUACUGAAACUGUGAAAAUUGAAAAUUUACUGUUGUACUGGAAAUGUAUGAACUUUUACGGGUAUAAAAUUUUCAAUGCAUCCAUGACAA
This is a messenger RNA of Tripterygium wilfordii, 4048 nucleotides long. Its product is annotated as pentatricopeptide repeat-containing protein At1g02060, chloroplastic-like. Gene Ontology annotation, biological process: polyketide biosynthetic process. NCBI's taxonomy places the organism in Eukaryota, Viridiplantae, Streptophyta, Magnoliopsida, Celastrales, Celastraceae. The coding region runs from base 26 to 3889 and encodes 1287 amino acids. The record is from RefSeq and is a predicted model, not a curated record. The transcript is spliced from 7 exons. Gene Ontology annotation, molecular function: acyltransferase activity, transferring groups other than amino-acyl groups; protein binding.